CAGAGUUUCAGAGAUUACCAGAUUAAUUUGAAUUCCAUAUUUUGGAGAUUGGCCUAUAUAAUUGUUGAAUUUUGCAUUUCAGAGAUUCUGUAGCCUUUGUAGGCCCUACAUGUUUGGCCUAUCAUUGAAACUUGUGUUUCCACAAAGCAUUAUCGUUGAAUUCCGUGUUUCAGGGAUAGUUUAUCUUUGAAAUCAGUGUAACCCAUAACAUGGUCACUUCAGCUUCUGUAUUACGUAGCUUGGUGACUGUGCUUUUAUUGGGCGCGAUCAGUCAAUGUGGUCGACAUGAGUGGUCACUCAAUCUUUGCCCAAUCGUUUAUUCUUAUUGCACGAUUCAGUGAUAAUUCUGCCAUCUUCCAGUCAACCUUUUCAGGAAGAAUUGUGCACAAACCAUAUGAGACUGGUCUAACAAAUUCUAAAUGUUUCUUACUACAUGCAUUUUCACUGCUAAAUUUGACUUUUUAGGACAUUUUUAUGUUGCUUUCAGAUGGGUAAUAGGUAGUGGCAUCCAUCUAUAGGUAGAAUGCUUUUCAGAUCGACCAACUGCACAGAGUGAUUAGACAAUGAGCAGAUUGUCCAGUUGCUCCCAAUUCUCUCACACUAACCAUCAGCAAGUACAUGUAGGUGUACAUGUACAUGUAGGCCUACCUUCAUCGUGCUUAGACCAUGGAGAAAUAAGAAUACCUAAUGACUGGUGCACUGUGAUUCCUUCUCCAUUUUUAUUCUCUUUACUGUGAGUUUGAUGGUCCUAAUAGCGUCCCAGUGAAAAAUCACAUUUUUAGCGUAAUUUUGCUGCUGCAAUGCUGAAAACAUACAAACUACCUUAAACCGAAUUCCUCUGAGGUUUUUUCGUGCUAUCUGCUGUCAGGCCUUAUAAGUUCAACGGUUAUUUGUAAUCGCUCAUGCCCAUAUAUUUGCUUUGAUUUUUGUGAUGAAAAUGAAGUUAGAAAUGUAUUAGAAUUCACCUUUUGAUGUUCGCAUGCAUUGUGUAUGUAGGAUGUCUUGACAAACAUUCAAUAUAUUUUAUGCAUAAUCCUAUAGAAGAAUUGUACCUCCAAAACAAAUAUUUUUCCACUUGAUCACAUACUCAAAACCAAGCCAUCCUCUUUCCACACUAGAUUGAGAUGAAGUUAUUUACAAAAAAGAAAUUUUAAAGCUCAUCAGAAAGAAGCAAAUUUGGAGAACCUUGGUCAUGAACACCAGUUUCUGUCUUAAACCAUGAUCCUGAAUACUUAUGAGCUUGUAUUAGCCAAUGCGAACUUAAAGCUCAAUCAUCUCAUAUUGACCAAUUAUGUUACUCUCUCUGCCUAAAGUGAAUUGUGCCUGUUUAAGACGGACAUUCUAGAGUGACUUUCUUCUUGCUACUUUUGAGAAUUUGUUAUUUUGAAAAUGUUUCUUGUUCACGUACUAUGCGUCCAUUUCUGGCUUGCCAAGUGUACCUUAGAAAUUUUCUGAAGAAACUCACAACUUGAUUUUUGACUGGUUCACUAAUUGCCAAGUACAUGUAUGUGCCACUUAAAAUUCUCCAAGUUUCCUUUCAAAAGUCAAUUCUAUGUUGAUUGUCUUUGAUCACCACAGCGUCAGCUGUUAUUUUAAUCUCCAGCAGGUUGUUGUAUCAUGGAUGCUCUCAAGGCCUAUCACAGCUCAGACUCUGAUGAUGAGACAGUACCGCAUCCCAACAAGCCCCCAAAUGAUGUGGAGACUUUUGAUAUUAAUAAGCCCUUGGACACAGCAGCAAAAUUGCCUCCGCCAUAUCUUGAUUUUAACUUCUCAAAGAGACAGCACGGUGGUGAAAGUUCUGACGAAGCUGUGUGUCAUCCUUUGUUGCCAUGGAGUGGACCACCUAGAAGAAACAGAAAACAUGAUCUUUGGAAACAGCAGGUUAGUGCUGGAAACCAGACCUCCGCCGUUAACUCUGGUCACAUGGCUUGUACAUCUGUAGCAGAAACAGAGCCAUCAAUGCACAACUUGUCACUGGCAUCAUCGGCUGGAGCUCAACAUAAAGCAGGAGAGAGGAUGUUCCAAGGAAAGUCUGAUGUAACAUGGCACACGAGUGCCACAAGCAAACGACAAGCAGUGAUCCAGCCUUAUGUUCCUAAGAGACUGCGCCCAUCCCCUUCAUGUGCCUGUCAUGCAGACCCUCAAAGUCCUCAAGGAGAGCCCACUCUGGAAAGUUUAAAAGAAACCAUGUACAUAACACAGCCUGUGAUAGCAUGCCAAAUGGAGAGACAUCUGACUUCCAAGCUUCCUAAACACAAAACGUUUCAGUUCCACUCACACACGGGACCAGUAACCUGCAUCAGGUGGUGCCGUCCUCAGUUCAGCCACCUUCUGUUGUCCUCUUCCAUGGAUAAAACCAUAAGGAUCUGGAAUGGGAUCGGCACUGUCGGAUGUUGCCUGCAGAUAUUUAAUUGCCACAGGGGUGCCGUGAAGGAUGCCCAGUUCACGGAGGGAGGUCGACGUGUUCUCAGCUGUGGUUUUGACAAAACAGCGAGGCUUUGUGAUGUGGACUCAGGAAAGGAGCUCCAGGUUUUUGAGCAUCCAUCGUACGCCACUUGUAUCAAGACAAAGCGAGAUGAUCCAAGUAUCUUCAUCACCGGCACCUACAACUCCUCCAUCUUCUGCUGGGACAUACGCACAGGGCAGAACGAGCAAGAGUACAGAGGCAAGCUUGGUCAGAUACUUGACCUGGAGUUUCUGCCCGGCUGUGAGGAGUUUGUGUCCUCUUGUGACGUGGUGAGUCGGGACUCGGCCAACAGGACUAUCAUGGUGUGGGACCUGAGAUCAACAGCGGUGGUGUCUAACCAGCUAUACCAUGAGAAAUACACCUGCCCUUGCUUGAGACGUCACCCUAGUGACAGCGUAUUCGUGGCCCAGUCUACGGCCAACUACAUCGCCUUGUUCUCAACAGUCAGGCCCUAUAAGAUGAACAAAUUCAAGCGCUACGAAGGUCAUCAGCUGGAAGGCUACCGCAUUGGCUGUGAUUUCUCUCCCGAUGGCACUCUUCUGAACACUGGCAGCUGCGACGGCAGGGUGUACGUGUACGAUUAUCGCACCUCCAGAAUCCUGAAGACGUUACAGUGUCACGCUGGGCCGUGCACCGAUGUCGCCUGGCAUCCUGUGCUACCUGGAGUCAUGGCAUCGUGCAGCUGGGAUGGGGCUGUGCAUGUUUGGCAGUGAAGGGGGCAGACCUUUUUGUGUUUUCUAAACGUUGAAAUCGGUUCGUCUCAAACCAGGGCACAAACUCUACUGUGACUUGCCUGGUCAUGGCAAUGAGGCUUGCUUAUGAGCAUCUUCUGGGGUUUUCCUCCCACCACUAAAACUGUGACUUCUUGUAAUUGUCUACUCUCUACAGGUUUCUUCAGGCUUUCAAGCUGCAGCGCCUAGGGCACUUUAGAGGAAUCCUUGGUUUCAUUACCAGAAAGACUCAAAUAAAAUCAAUCAAUCAAUCUACACUGGCUACCUGAUCUCAGGGAUAGGACAGGCAGGUGUCUCAGCUCGUAGCGUUUCACUGGUUGCCAUGUGAACUGCACUGCACAGAAUGGCUGCAGUAGAAUUCAUAUGUUGUCCCACAAACUACUGCAUGUAAUUAAUUGGUGUAUAGAAAUCUUGCCAUGUAAUAUACAAUUUCGAAGUUGAACUUUUCACCUUAGCGGAGGGGUCCCUCAGAUGUCACAGCUGUAGGCCCCUACAUAAUGAUAAAAUGGUUGUCACAAUCAUAGGUAAUAUUAUUUCAAGCCUUAAUGCCCCCCACCGUGCCAGAGCUUGACAGAGACACCAUAUCAAACUAGAAAACCUUGAACAAUGCCAGACAGGAAACAUGAUUUGUCAUUUUCACUGUUAUUUAUUAUUUGUGCAAUAAAAACCAUACAGUUGAUAUUUUUAACACUA
This is a messenger RNA of Acanthaster planci (crown-of-thorns starfish), 3891 nucleotides long. RefSeq names its product WD repeat domain 25 (gene wdr25). Gene Ontology annotation, molecular function: protein binding. The record is from RefSeq and is a predicted model, not a curated record. NCBI's taxonomy places the organism in Eukaryota, Metazoa, Echinodermata, Asteroidea, Valvatida, Acanthasteridae.